Fulvia fulva is the source of this 195-nucleotide messenger RNA. RefSeq lists its product as uncharacterized. Lineage: Eukaryota; Fungi; Ascomycota; Dothideomycetes; Mycosphaerellales; Mycosphaerellaceae. Bases 1 to 195 code for a protein of 64 amino acids. The transcript has a single exon. The record is from RefSeq and is a predicted model, not a curated record.
AUGCUGUAUUAUAACAAGGCAUUGGUCUGCAUCGACAUUGCAGCGACAGCUGCUCAAGAGGCUCCUGUCGAGACUUGCGCCGAAAAUCGCAACACCGGCAAAGAAGCUGCCAACAUCUGGCCAAUGCCUGGCGUCCAGCCUGAAAGCGAUGGCAACACUUCGAGGAGCACCCAGUAUCAUGUUAUGAAAGCGUAG